AUGUCGACAAGUAAACUCAUAAAUUUCGAGGGUGAAAGAAACUUUCGAUUCCGCUUGGUUAUUGCGACUUUAGCAGGAACCCAUAUUCGCAUCUCGAAAAUCCGCUCGAAUGACAUGAACCCUGGUCUCAGAGACCAUGAAGUCUCGUUCUUACGUCUUUUGGAGGCUGUGACAAACGGCUCACAUAUCGAGAUUUCGUACACGGGUACAACUGUCAUAUACAGACCAGGAAUCAUCAUUGGUGGUCAGUUGACUCACGCUUGUUCUGGUAACAAGCCCAUUGGUUAUUUCUUGGAGCCCUUGCUCUAUCUUGCGCCAUUCCUGAAGAAGAAGUUCUCCGUAAUUCUUAAAGGCUUAACUUCUUCCGACAAAUCCAAAGAUGCUGGAAUUGAAGCAAUCAAAUGGGGACUCAUUCCUGUCAUGGAGAAGUUUGGUGUACGCGAAGUAGAGUUGCAUAUAUUGAAAAGAGGAUGCCCUCCCUUGGGUGGUGGAGAAGUGCACUUCAUUUGCAACUCCCUCAUUGCUCAACCACUCACCAUCCACGCAUUGGAAACUCCAAAAAUGUCUGCCAUUAGAGGCGUUGCAUUUUGCGCGAGAGUGUCUCCCUCCAUUGUAAACAGAGUGAUUGACAGCGCUAGAGCGGUCUUCAAGCCAACGGGAAUUGAAGUCAACAUCACUGCGGAUGUAUGGCGUGGUGAAAACUCAGGGAAAUCUCCAGGUUUUGGUGUGACUUUGGUGGCCGAAUCCAAAAAGGGAUGGAGAAUCUUUGCCGAGGGAACCGGAACCGCUGGUUCUCUACCCGAAGAUUUGGGAGAAUUGGUUGCGUACCAACUCCUCGAUGAGCUCGUUAAAUCAAGCUGUUUCGGAAGAAACCAGCUUAAACUCGCUUUGGCUUAUAUGGCAAUCGGCAAAGAAGAUGUUGGAAGAGUUAGAAUUCAUAAAGCUCAGAUAGAUGAAGAUUUCAUUUGGGUGUUAAGAGAUAUCAAACUGAUCUUUGGCACUGAGGCAUAUUUGAAGGACGAUGCGGACGAACUCCAGGAAGACUACAUGACAGCCUCCAUCAAAGGAUCUGGUUUCACCAGUGCCUCUAAGAAAAUCGCAUAA
Molecule: messenger RNA, 1104 nt
Organism: Metschnikowia bicuspidata var. bicuspidata NRRL YB-4993
Lineage: Eukaryota; Fungi; Ascomycota; Pichiomycetes; Serinales; Metschnikowiaceae
Gene: RCL1
Product: rRNA-processing endoribonuclease
Exons: 1
Coding region: 1-1104 (367 amino acids)
Biological process (GO): ribosome biogenesis; endonucleolytic cleavage of tricistronic rRNA transcript (SSU-rRNA, 5.8S rRNA, LSU-rRNA)
Cellular component (GO): nucleolus
Molecular function (GO): RNA endonuclease activity
Source: RefSeq, a predicted model, not a curated record